Molecule: messenger RNA, 840 nt
Organism: Pyrus x bretschneideri (Chinese white pear)
Lineage: Eukaryota; Viridiplantae; Streptophyta; Magnoliopsida; Rosales; Rosaceae
Product: MATH domain and coiled-coil domain-containing protein At3g58270-like
Exons: 4
Coding region: 87-680 (197 amino acids)
Molecular function (GO): protein binding
Source: RefSeq, a predicted model, not a curated record
AGAUAAACUUAAACAUUUUUUGACCGGGGCAUUAUAAAAAUUGGAGGUUGUCCGCACAGCCCCAAGAGCUGGAGCGUACUGCUCUGAUGGAGUGUAAUUCCUCUCUCUCUCUCUCUCUCUCUCUCACUCAUCAGAAUCAUGGUCUGAAGAUGAACAGCAAGAAGGCAGGGGAAGAGAUUCUUUCUGAGAUCUUCACAUGGCUGAUCGAAAACUUCUCUAAGCUCCAGACCGGCAAGCAUUACUCCGACGUCACCAUCGCUGGUUUCAAAUGGAGGCUGCUUAUAUGGCCAAAGGGCAACAAAGUAAAAUCCGAAAUGCAGUUCUCCAUGUAUUUGUGUGCUCCAAAUGCUUCAACUUUGGAACCUGGUUGGGCUAGAUCUGCCCAUUUCAGCUUGAGUGUAGUCAAUCAACUGGACAGCUCCAAGACAAUCACAAAGGCUACAAAGGGUUUAAAACAAGGGAUUUGGAGCGAGUUUCUAGAGAGUUUGAUCCAUGCCAAAAAGAACUUAAAUUUGAAGGUUGAUCAAGUCCAGGCACAGCCACAAGGUAAGAAUAUUCCAAAUCUAUGGUGUGUGCGCGUGCAUGUAUCAUAUAUAUUAGAGAAUUUGAUUCUUAUUAAAUUGUGCUUCAUUUGGUGUGUGACUGUUCAUGGAAAUUUUGUUCAAUACUAUUUGAUUUGAUAUAACCUUUUUCGAUUCAAAUUGAAGAAUCAGUUUGUCAGGAACAUAUACACAGUUCUGUUUAUCUAUUCCUAUCUGUAUAAAAGCUCAAUCUCAAAUACAGAUUUCUCUAGAGUUUGUAAAUUUUUUCAAUCUAUGUAUGGAGCAAGGAUUGUACCUA